UUCAUCAUCUAUAUCUCUCGUACAAAAGCAUAGCAUCUUUCCUAGGCUAAUCUCUCAAAUUUUGAAUAAUAUAUUCAAAAUCAAACUAUAAAAAAAGAAAGAAAAGAGGGGUUGGAAGUAGGUAUAGCAAAAAUCCAAAUAUAUAUAGUGUAUAUGGGGAGAGGGAAAGUGGAGUUGAAGAGGAUCGAGAACAAGAUAAAUAGGCAGGUGACUUUCGCCAAGAGAAGAAAUGGGCUUCUCAAAAAGGCCUAUGAACUCUCUGUCCUCUGCGAUGCCGAGGUGGCUCUCAUCAUCUUCUCCAGCAAAGGCAAACUCUAUGAGUUCUGCAGCACUUCUAGUAUGUCCAAGGCAGUGGAGAGAUACCACCAAUCUAGCUACGGUCAGAAUGAAACAAAUCAAUCUCCCAAUAUGGACCAGAACACCUACGAAGAGUAUCUGAAGCUCAAGGAGAGAGCUGAGGCUCUACAACAAUCUCAGAGGCAUGUUCUGGGGGAAGAUUUGGCAAAGUUGGGCAUAAAGGAGCUUGAUCAACUUGAACAUGUCUUAGAUGGAACAUUAAAACAAAUACGGCACAAGAAGAAUCAUAGUUUGUGCGAUCAACUCUCUGAUCUUCAGCAAAAGGAAAGAAGUUUAUUGGAACUUAAUGCAGCUUUGAUGAGUAAGCAGCUUGAAGGAAGUGGUUCACCUCCACAAUCAACUUGGCAUUUACAACAUGAGGUUAACGCACGAUACCAGCACACCCACUUUCUUGAGCCCAACAACAACACACCAGAAAUCCGCAGUUAUGACUCGAUUGUAACAGCGGAUAAUGUGAGAGAGAAUGCAAAUGGGAUGAUGAUGUCGGAAUGGAUGCAUUGACUCUAUACUUAGCUAUGAGAGAACUGCAUCUAAUAUGUGCUUAUAAAAUUAAUAUGGUACAAUAUUAUUUUUUUUCGUAAGACUUCUAAAUUAUAUACUACAUCUCAUAUGCUGUAAAGGACUGUAAUAAAUCCCAGGUCCUAAUGGGUUGAUAAGUAUCUCCUAAUAUGCGUUGGUUUGAUGUGUUGAAAAAGUUGUUAGAGUGAA
This is a messenger RNA of Salvia splendens (bonfire salvia), 1065 nucleotides long. RefSeq names its product MADS-box protein 04g005320. The record is from RefSeq and is a predicted model, not a curated record. Gene Ontology annotation, biological process: positive regulation of transcription by RNA polymerase II. Bases 154 to 858 code for a protein of 234 amino acids. Gene Ontology annotation, molecular function: DNA-binding transcription factor activity; protein dimerization activity; RNA polymerase II transcription regulatory region sequence-specific DNA binding. NCBI's taxonomy places the organism in Eukaryota, Viridiplantae, Streptophyta, Magnoliopsida, Lamiales, Lamiaceae. Gene Ontology annotation, cellular component: nucleus. The transcript is spliced from 8 exons.